Molecule: messenger RNA, 1464 nt
Organism: Arabidopsis thaliana (thale cress)
Lineage: Eukaryota; Viridiplantae; Streptophyta; Magnoliopsida; Brassicales; Brassicaceae
Product: Cysteine proteinases superfamily protein
Exons: 10
Coding region: 182-1321 (379 amino acids)
Biological process (GO): proteolysis
Molecular function (GO): cysteine-type endopeptidase activity; cysteine-type peptidase activity
Source: RefSeq, marked reviewed
UCAGGAUCCUUUUAGUAAAAUCAUGUGUCAUUUUCAGUUUGUCUAAAAGAUAAGCCUUUCACUUUCUCUCUCUGUCUUAUUAGAAAAGAAAAUUUGUACCGUUUCCAAAGUCUGAGCCAAUCAUUGUGUUGAUUCUGGAAUUCUUUGUGGGAACGAGAAAUUUGUACAAGGGAGAUUCAUCAUGGCUGAUAGUUGUUGUAUCAGACUUCACUUAUUAGCCUCUGUUUUCUUGCUCUUAUUUUCAUCCUUCAACUUGCAGGGUAUUGCAGCGGAAAAUCUUUCCAAGCAGAAACUGACCUCACUGAUUCUUCAGAAUGAGAUUGUAAAGGAAGUCAAUGAGAAUCCAAACGCUGGUUGGAAAGCUGCUUUCAAUGAUCGGUUUGCAAAUGCCACCGUUGCAGAGUUUAAGCGACUCCUCGGUGUUAUACAAACACCAAAGACGGCAUACUUAGGUGUACCUAUUGUAAGACAUGAUUUAUCGUUGAAGCUUCCUAAAGAAUUUGAUGCUAGAACCGCUUGGUCACAUUGCACCAGUAUUCGAAGGAUCUUAGUGGGUUAUAUAUUGAACAAUGUGUUACUCUGGUCGACGAUAACUUUAUGGUUUUGGUUUCUUUUGGGUCAUUGUGGUUCUUGCUGGGCAUUUGGUGCUGUUGAAUCACUGUCCGACAGGUUCUGCAUCAAAUAUAACUUGAAUGUUUCCUUAUCUGCCAAUGAUGUCAUAGCAUGUUGUGGAUUACUUUGCGGUUUUGGUUGUAAUGGUGGUUUCCCAAUGGGUGCAUGGUUGUACUUUAAGUACCACGGUGUAGUAACCCAAGAGUGUGAUCCAUACUUUGACAAUACUGGUUGCUCUCACCCGGGAUGUGAACCCACUUACCCUACACCAAAAUGUGAGAGGAAAUGUGUAAGCAGAAACCAGCUAUGGGGUGAAUCAAAACACUAUGGUGUCGGCGCAUACAGAAUCAAUCCUGACCCUCAAGACAUUAUGGCUGAGGUUUACAAGAAUGGACCUGUCGAGGUUGCUUUUACCGUUUACGAGGACUUUGCACAUUACAAAUCAGGAGUAUACAAGUACAUAACGGGUACUAAGAUUGGAGGUCAUGCAGUUAAGCUCAUUGGCUGGGGAACUUCUGAUGACGGCGAAGAUUAUUGGUUGCUUGCAAAUCAAUGGAACCGAAGCUGGGGUGAUGAUGGUUACUUCAAGAUCAGGAGAGGAACGAACGAAUGUGGCAUUGAACAGAGUGUUGUAGCUGGUUUACCUUCAGAGAAGAACGUAUUUAAAGGUAUUACCACUUCAGAUGAUCUUCUGGUUUCCUCAGUCUAAACAAGACGAUGUGUCCCUACUUCUGUAAUAUAUCAUUUGCAACUGUGUUGUAAGUUUAAUAUACCAUUGAAAGAAUCACCUUCAAUCAAAACAAAAGUAUGUAUAGCUUCUGUUAAUAUUCAAUUUUACAUGUUACCAUGCAA